CUCCCCCAUCCUCCCUUAUCUCUGCUCUAUCGAUCAUCACCAUGUCUCAGCUAGCUGCUUUGUGUAACGAACUACCCUCAAAGAUUGCUCGUCUCCCCAUUCAGAAACAGCAGACCAAACUCAAUGCCAAAGUGACAACCAUGCCUUCGGAUGCCUCCUCCACUGUUAAUUCAUGUCCCAUCAAAACCGUUGUGGUUUUAGUUCAAGAAAACCGCUCCUUCGAUCACAUGCUAGGGUGGAUGAAGUCCGUCAACCCUGAAAUAGAUGGUGUCACCGGGAAAGAAUACAACUUGAUCUCUGCAAAGGAUCCCAACUCGGAACGGGUUUACUUUGGGAACCAAUCGGAGUACGUCGACCCCGACCCUGCUCACUCGUUUCAGGCAAUUUACGAGCAGGUUUUUGGUGUUCCAUGGGGACAGCAGUCAUCAUCGGUUAAUAAAGCAGGCAGCGUUGCGAUGACAAUGAACGGAUUUGCACAGCAGGCAGAGAGCGUAGAGAAGGGGUUGUCGGAGACGGUGAUGAAUGGGUUUAGGCCGGAAGUAAUACCAGUAUACAAGGAGUUGGUGUCGCAGUUUGCAGUGUGUGAUAGGUGGUUCGCCUCGCUUCCCAGUUCAACGCAGCCAAACCGGUUAUUCGUGCACUCUGCAACGUCGCACGGAUAUAUCAGUCACGAUACUAUGAAGCUGAUCCAAGGGUUCCCACAGAAGACCAUAUUCGAUUCUUUGGAUGACGCCGGUUUAUCUUUUGGGAUAUAUUACGCCAACCUUCCUUCCACGCUUCUCUACAGGAGCCUUAGGAGAUUGAAAUACAUAAAGAAUUUCUAUCCUUAUGACGUAGAAUUCAAGAAGCACUGUGAGCAGGGGAAGUUGCCUAACUAUGUAGUGAUUGAACCACGAUAUUUUGAAACAAAAUCAAUGCCAGGAAAUGAUGAUCACCCCUCACACGAUAUCUCUCAAGGACAAAAAUUGGUGAAGGAAGUAUACGAGGCACUGAGAGCAAGUCCCCAGUGGAAUGAAAUCUUAUUCAUCAUCACAUAUGAUGAGCAUGGUGGGUUCUAUGAUCAUGUCCCAACUCCUACUGGAGUUCCAAGCCCAGAUGACAUUGUGAGUGAUGAUUCGUUCAAGUUUAAGUUUGAUCGCCUUGGUGUUCGGGUCCCUACCAUCUUGAUUUCUCCAUGGAUUGAGCGAGGAAUGGUUCUACACAGGCCUUCAGGACCAUAUCCUUCAUCCGAGUUUGAGCACUCCUCCAUUCCAGCGACAGUGAAGAAGAUUUUCAACCUGAAAGAGUUUCUAACAAAGCGUGAUGCAUGGGCUGGAACACUUGAUAUUGUCCUAACGAGGGAAAGUCCAAGAACAGACUGCCCAGAAACUCUACCGAACUCAGUAAAAUUGCGAUCUGUUAGUGGGAACGAAGAUGCAAAGCUGAGUGAGUUUCAAGAGGAGUUGGUGCAGUUGGCAGCUGCACUGAAUGGGGACCAUACCAAAGAUAUCUAUCCAGUGAAGCUAGUAGAGAACAUGAAUGCUGCAGCCGCUUGCAAUUAUGUUGAAGACGCCUUAAAGAAAUUCUUAGAAGGAUGUGGGACCGCCAUGAAGAACGGGGUAAAUGAAUCUGAUGAGAUUGUGGUGAUGGCUACUCCUACUGGACACGGGCCACAACCACCCUCUAGCUCUAAGUUUAGCUCCCUUGUUAACAAAAUUUCCUCUUGUUUCUUUUGUAACUACUGAUAGCAGCUAUCCCUUUACCAAAGCAUACUUUAAUUUAUCAUCUAUUAAUAUACAUAUAUACUGCCCCAACUUAUAGCUAGCUAGGUAGAUAAUAAAGAGUCCCAGCAGUAAUGAAAUUAAUGGCGGAGAGCAGAAACUUUGUUCAGGCACAUGAAAACCAUUUUGAUGGUUCAACUACUUGGACAUACAUCUUAUAGUGUACAAUUUUGUAUAUAUGGGCACGUUCAAUGCUGUGCCAUCUCCUAUGUGCCGUAGAUCCUUUGGUUUUUCUUCUUAAUUAAUCUGAUGAUUAUGUA
Molecule: messenger RNA, 2020 nt
Organism: Nelumbo nucifera (sacred lotus)
Lineage: Eukaryota; Viridiplantae; Streptophyta; Magnoliopsida; Proteales; Nelumbonaceae
Product: non-specific phospholipase C3-like
Biological process (GO): phospholipid catabolic process
Molecular function (GO): hydrolase activity, acting on ester bonds
Source: RefSeq, a predicted model, not a curated record